Molecule: messenger RNA, 2231 nt
Organism: Zonotrichia leucophrys gambelii
Lineage: Eukaryota; Metazoa; Chordata; Aves; Passeriformes; Passerellidae
Gene: CNPY2
Product: canopy FGF signaling regulator 2
Exons: 6
Coding region: 433-1086 (217 amino acids)
Cellular component (GO): endoplasmic reticulum
Source: RefSeq, a predicted model, not a curated record
CCUCACGACGAACCCGGUCCCGGUUCCGGUCCCAGGUCGCGGCUAAACGGACGAGGAGGCGUGGCCAGACAGCUCCAGUGGGCGGAGUCACAUCGGGCCCCGCCCACUCGAGGCCGAGCGCCACGCGGCCGGGCCCUGGCAACGGCGGGGCCCUCGGCGCCCGUCCGGGGCUGCCCUCGGCGCCGCCUGCUCGCGGGACGGUCCCGCCGCGGCUCUCGGAGCCGCCCCUGCUGGUCUGACCGGUCCGACCGGCUCCGCCGCCCGCUCCGGCUCGGCCGCUUCCCGCUCGGAGCGGCCGUGACCCGCCGCGGUGCGGGCCGGGGGGGCGCGCCAGGACCGGCGGCGCCGCGGGCAGUCCCGGGGCAGCCGGUCCGGUGUGAGGGGCGGUGGGAGCGGGACGGGAGAGCGGCCGGUGACAGCGGAGCCCUGAGGAUGCGGGACCGGAUCCCGGGAAGCUGCAGAGCCCCGGGGAUGCGGGGCCGGGUCCCGGGAAUCGGCGGAGCCCCGGGGAUGCGGGGCCGGGUCCCGGGAAUCGGCGGAGCCCCGGGGAUGCUGCUCGGCCUGGCCCUGGCCUUGGCAUCGCUGCUGCCCGCGGCCGGAGCGCGCCGGAGCCAGGACCUGCACUGCGGAGCCUGCCGGGCGCUGGUGGAUGAGCUGGAGUGGGAAAUCGCCCAGGUGGAUCCCAGAAAAACCAUCCAGAUGGGCUCGUUCCGCAUCAACCCCGACGGCAGCCAGUCCGUGGUGGAGGUGCCGUACGCCCGGUCCGAGGCGCACCUGACGGAGCUGCUGGAGCGCGUCUGCGAGAAGAUGAAGGAGUACGGGGAGAAGCUGGACCCGGCCACGCAGCGCAAGAGCUACGUGAGGGUCAUCUCCCAUGAUGGCACCAAGAUGGACCUGUCCGGGGUCAAAUUCGACGGGGACGUCAUCAACAGCCUGAAAUUCGCUUGCGAGAGCAUCGCUGAGGAGUACGAGGACGAGCUGAUCGAGUUUCUGUCACACGAGGCUGACAACGUCAAGGACCGGCUCUGCAGCAAGAGGACGGACCUGUGUGACCACGCUCUGCACAUCCCACACGACGAGCUGUGACUGCCUCGGGAGCGGGGACCGGGAUGGCACCGGGACCACCGGGCUGUCCCCAAGGAUGUCCCCAGGACCCACCGGGACAACCCACCAGGAUCUCCUUGGGACCCACCAGGAUCUCCUUGGGACCCACUGGGAUGUCCUUGGGACCCACCGGGAUGUCCCCGGGACCCACCGGGACAUCCCCAGGACCCACCAGGAUGUCCCCAGGGAUGUCCCCAGGACCCACCAGGACAUCCCCAGGACAGACAGAUCUCCAGGACCUCCCCACCUGCCUCACCCCGUGCAGAGCUCCCGUCCUAUUUAUUCCCCAUCCGGGGCCACCGGGACGGCCACGGGGCCGGGGCCACCUCCUGGCUCCUGUGGGGACAUUUCAGGGACAUUCCUGCCCCACUUUUGGGGGACAUGGGGACACAGCGGGGCUCGGGGUUGGGGGGCUUGGGGACCCCCCUCUGUUUUGCAGGCAAUAAAGGGGCUGUGGGCAGCUCUGGUGUGGUGUGUGUGUGGGGUGGGGACAGCAGUGUCCCCAUGUUGUCCCCCUUGUGGGUGGCUCUGUGUCACCCCAAGGGGGUCCAGCCCCUACCCUGUGUCACCCUGUGUCACCUCAGGCCAUCCACCAUGCAGGUGCUGGCUCUCAGCUGCCACCCGCUGCCAUCCCACCCUGCCACUGAGAAGGUUCUGGUCUCUCUGCCGUGUCCUGUGUCACCUCAUGUCACCUGGCCAGGGGACAGCAGCGGCAGGAGGGCUCUGCCCCUCUGCUGGCACCCGUUACCCUGUGUCACCCCAUGUCACUCCAUGGUGUCACCCGGGGCCGGCAGGACAAUGUCCUGGUCUCAGCGGCCAUGGUGACAUGCCACCCCCUGACGUCACCGCUGAGCCACAUGCCACAUCCUAUCGCCUCAAGCCACUGUGGCCACCUACAGGAUGACGUCAUGGGCUCCCUGUGACCUCAUACCGCCCGGCCGAGCGCCUGGUGACGUCACGGGGCAGCCCCCCGCCCUCGCAGCGGAACCCCACCGGGACACCGGCGCGCCGCGGGGAUGACACCGGGCCGUGACGUCACGCACUGCGGCCGGUGACGUCACGAGACGGGGCGGGCACCCCCUCACCCCACCCCUGGUCCUGAUCAGGCGAAUGCGGCGGCCACCUAU